CACAAGCUAGGAAACCAGAACCCAAGAUGGCUGACCUGGAAGCUGGGAAGCCCUACGCUGUCGCGGUGGAGGAACCCAAGGCUGACCCAGCUAACGCCAAGACAUCAUCUAGUGAGUUCACGACGGGAAAAUGGGAGGUCGGUCUCUGUGACUGCUUCACGCACUGCGUACCCAACUGUCUCAUGACCUCGUGCUGCCCCUGCGUCACGUUGGCGCAAAUUUCGUCACGUCUCGGCAUGAUGCCGUUCAAGUUUGCCAUUCUAGUAUCUAUCCUGCUGGUCAUCUUUCCCAGCGUCGGAUCCAUUCUCUUUGCUGUGUGGAUCUGGAUGGCUCGCAAGGAGGUGCGAGAGCGCUUCCAGAUUCCAGGCGGGUGUUGUGGAGACUGUUUGGCCUCAUGCUGCUGCACGUGCUGUGCCAUGGCUCAGAUGGCCACGCACAUCAAGAGUUACAAGCCUGGAAGCUGCGCUUUUGGACCCCAAGACACUCUGGCCCCGUACCAGCGCGCUUAGAAAAACACCACCCCCUCCAAGAUAGACAAACAUUAUCUUGAGCGCUAACUAAACCUUGAAUAAAAUGCAAAUGCUUAUCCUCUUCCCAGAA
Phytophthora nicotianae INRA-310 is the source of this 600-nucleotide messenger RNA. RefSeq lists its product as hypothetical. The record is from RefSeq and is a predicted model, not a curated record. The coding region runs from base 27 to 509 and encodes 160 amino acids. The transcript has a single exon. NCBI's taxonomy places the organism in Eukaryota, Oomycota, Peronosporomycetes, Peronosporales, Peronosporaceae.